AUGUUAAUAGAACAUAUAAGGGCAGAUGGCAGAACAAGCCCAGAAAUGCCAGAACACGCUCCUUCAAAGGAAAAGCAGGACAAGGAGCCAAAGGUCUCAAGAAAGGACCAUCAGCAUGACUAUACCGUGACUACAACUUUUCUCCAGGCAGUGGCAACAGACUGUGACAGACAGAUGGGUACUGGAGACAGUGACCCACAUUUACUCAUUGGAGUUUCAAAAAUCCCCACCCCAGCAAUUAUUGGAAAUGCCAAAGAAGAAAUCAGAAAAACACAGGAUAAUGACGCAGGCCAUACAACAUUUGUUGGAUAUCGAAGUGAUAGAGAAGACCUGGCUGAAGCGCUCCUAGACAUACCAAUAAGAGUAAAUCACCGAUACUUUCUCUGGUUUGUGUACCAUGGAAAACACCGAGCUGUACCGUUUGGUCUGAGGACGUCACCAAGGGUAUUCACCAAGGUACUGGUAUCCAUAGUGGCCUUCCUGAGGAUGAAAGGUGUAUCAUUAUUUUCCUUCUUGGACAACAUUCUAAUCAAGGCAGACUCGUACCUUCAGGCGCAUCAACAUCUGGACUUGACAAUUCAGGUGCUGCAGGACGACGGUUUUGUGACAUCAAGUCUUGAAAACGCAAUGCUAGGCGGUGAUGAUCCUAGCCUGUCUACUGGGGAUGAUGGUGUCGUGCCAAGACCUGCUACCUUGGGCCAGAUUCCAUACAUGACCCCUACAGAGAUUUCUCCUUCACUACCAGAAGGAAAUAGCCCACAAGAUGGUCAAGGAGGUGGAACUUGCACGGACCGUGAGCCAAGAACUGUGGUGGCUUGCCCCGAUGCAAUUCUCCGAGGGGAUGCCACUCGGGGAGCCCCAAAGGACAGUAUUAAUGACAGAUGGGAGUCUCUUCGGUUGGUGAGCGCAUUCCAUGGGGAGCAUGGUACAAGGGACUCAGUUGGAGAUAGAGAUGACCAGGAGUAUCAACCUUUUGGAGCUCAGAGUCAUAAAACUGGUGCUAGUUCGGUUCCAGAGUCAGCUGUCAAGCCGUCAUGUUCUGGUACAGACGGACAAUAUGAUGGCGAAAGCUUAUAUCAGCAGACAGGGAGGCACACGAUUCAGGCGUCUGCACCAGGAGGCGGUACAGGUGAUGCGAUGGGCAGAGACACACAUACUAUCUCUAAAGGCUAUCCAUGUAGCAGGAAGAGAGAACAUACUAGCGGACUGGUUGAGCAGACAGACAAUAGAUCAAACCGAGUGGAUGCUACACAGGGAUGUGUUUCAACAGAUCAGCGACAGGUUCGGAAAUGCAGAGGUGGAUCUCUUCGCGUCAAGGCAGAAUUGACAAGUCAGAAAAUUUGUGUCCAAAACACGAGCAGAGGGGGCACUGGGGACAGAUGCCCUAAACCUAAGGUGGCCAAGAACUCUAUGCCUUCCCUCCCCUGCCACUCAUUCCUUGAAUGCCGCUUGGAACAAAACUCUAUCAGAAGCAUCACCCCUGGAGCUUUCUCCCAGUAUAAGAAACUUAAAAGAAUUGAUAUCAGCAAGAAUCAAAUAUCGGAUAUUGCAUCAGAUGCUUUUCAGGGCCUGAAAUCUCUCACCUCACUAGUGCUUUAUGGAAAUAAAAUUACGGAGAUUCCCAAGGGCCUUUUUGAUGGGCUUGUGUCUCUGCAAUUGUUACUGCUGAAUGCCAAUAAGAUCAACUGCCUGAGAGUAAACACAUUUCAAGAUCUUCAUAAUCUCAAUUUAUUAUCUCUAUAUGACAAUAAACUACAGACCAUCAGCAAAGGACUUUUUGUGCCUCUCCAGUCAAUUCAAACUCUGCAUUUAGCUCAGAAUCCAUUUGUGUGCGACUGCCAUUUGAAGUGGCUGGCUGAUUACCUGCAGGAUAAUCCAAUAGAAACCAGCGGUGCUCGAUGCAGCAGCCCACGUCGCCUUGCCAACAAACGAAUCAGCCAGAUCAAGAGCAAGAAGUUCCGUUGCUCAGGGUCAGAGGACUACAGGAGUAAGUUCAGUGGGGAGUGCUUCAUGGAUCUUGUCUGUCCUGAGAGGUGCCGCUGUGAAGGAACGAUUGUAGAUUGUUCCAACCAAAAACUCACCCAACUUCCCAGUCAUCUCCCAGAAUAUACCACAGAUCUGCGCUUACAUGACAAUGACAUUUUUGUUCUUGAAGCUACUGGAAUAUUCAAGAAGCUCCCCAGUUUACGGAAGAUAAACCUGAGUAACAACAAGAUCAAAGAGAUUCGAGAAGGCACUUUUGAUGGCGCCACAGGGGUGCAGGAACUGAUGUUGACGGGGAAUCAGCUGGAAUCUGUGAAUGGACGAAUAUUUAGAGGCCUCACAGGGCUCAAGACUCUGAUGCUCAGGAGCAAUAUGAUCAGUUGUGUCAACAAUGAUACAUUCACAGGACUGAGCUCAGUAAGGUUACUUUCUCUGUAUGACAAUCGCAUUACUACUAUCACACCUGGAGCCUUCAAUACACUUGUUUCUUUAUCUACCAUUAAUUUGCUGUCUAAUCCAUUUAACUGCAACUGCCACUUGGCAUGGUUGGGGAAAUGGCUAAGGAAGAGAAGGAUUGUCAGUGGAAAUCCACGUUGCCAGAAACCAUUUUUCUUGAAAGAGAUUCCAAUUCAGGAUGUGGCUACACAGGACUUUACAUGUGAUGGUAAUGUUGAAAGCAGCUGUCAUUUGUUCCCCCGUUGUCCAGACCAGUGUACCUGUGUGGAUUCUGUGGUUCGUUGCAGUAACAAAGGGCUACGGUUCCUGCCUAAAGGUGUCCCUAAAGAUGUGACUGAACUGUAUCUGGAAGGGAAUCAUUUGUCUGCUGUGCCCAAGGAACUCUCCAUGUUCAGGCAUCUGACACUGAUUGACUUGAGUAACAACAGUAUCAGCAUGCUGGCCAAUUACACCUUCAGUAAUAUGACGCAGCUCUCAACACUGAUCCUGAGCUACAACAGGCUACGGUGUAUCCCAGUCCAUGCGUUCAAUGGGCUCAAAUCUCUCAGAGUGUUGACUCUUCAUGGCAAUGAUAUUUCCAGUGUCCCUGAAGGGUCCUUUAAUGAUCUUGUGUCACUUUCCCAUCUGGCACUUGGUACCAACCCCUUGCAUUGUGACUGCAGCCUGCGCUGGCUUUCAGAAUGGGUAAAGGCGGGCUAUAAAGAGCCAGGGAUUGCACGGUGCAGCAGUCCAGAUGACAUGGCAGACAGGCUGUUGCUCACAACUCCAACUCACCGUUUCCAGUGCAAAGGGGCCGUUGAUAUCAACAUUGUGUCAAAGUGUAACCCUUGCCUAUCCAAUCCAUGUAAAAACAAUGGGACUUGCAAUAAUGACCCAGUGGAUUUUUACAGAUGCACUUGUCCUUUUGGCUAUAAGGAUCGAGACUGUAGCAUACCCAUUAAUGCCUGCAUUCAGAAUCCUUGCCAGAAUGGAGGGACAUGCCAUCUCACAGACACAAAUCAAGGAGGAUUCAGCUGUUCCUGCCCUAUUGGGUUCGAAGGGAAGAAAUGUGAAAUUAAUCCAGAUGACUGUGAAGAUAAUGAUUGUGAGAACAACUCAACUUGUGUAGAUGGGACCAACAACUAUGCCUGCCUUUGUCUUCCAAACUAUACUGGAGAGCUGUGUGACGAGGUGAUCAAUCAGUGUGUUCCUGAACUAAACCCUUGCAAACAUGACUCAAAAUGUAUCUCUCUUGAUAAAGGAUACAGAUGUGAAUGCUUACCUGGCUAUAGAGGCAAAUACUGUGAAACUGAUGAUGAUGACUGUGUGGGACACAAAUGUCGGCAUGGCGCAUUGUGUGUGGAUGCUGUCAAUGGAUAUACCUGUAUUUGCCCUCAAGGGUUCAGUGGACUAUUCUGUGAAAACCCUCCACCAAUGGUUCUGCUCCAGACUAGCCCCUGUGACCACUAUGAGUGCCAAAAUGGAGCUCAGUGCAUUGUAGUACAGCAGGAACCAAUCUGUCGUUGCCUGGCUGGCUUUGCUGGCCAGAAGUGUGAGAAACUCAUCACUGUCAAUUUUGUUGGGAAGGAUUCCUACGUUGAACUGCCACCAGCCAAAUUCCGCCCUCAAGCAAACAUCUCCCUCCAGGUAGCAACAGAUAAAGACAAUGGCAUUGUAUUAUAUAAAGGAGACAAUGAUCCUCUGGCUUUAGAGUUGUAUCAAGGCCAUGUGAGGCUUAUCUAUGACACAUUGACUUCUCCUCCCACAACUAUAUACAGUGUGGAAACAGUAAAUGAUGGCCAGUUUCACAGUGUGGAGUUGGUAAUGUUGAACCAGACUUUGAACUUGGUUGUAGAUAAAGGUACUCCCAAGAGCCUUGGCAAACUACAGAAACAGCCCGUGGUUGACCACGACACACCUCUGUACAUUGGAGGUAUUCCUACAUCCACAGGACUGUCUUCAUUGCGGCAAGGUACAGAGAGGACACCCAGUGGUUUCCAUGGUUGCAUUCAUGAUGUCCGCAUUAAUAAUGAGCUGCAGGAUUUCAAGGAUCUACCACAUCAGUCAGUAGGGGUCCUUCCUGGCUGCAAAUCCUGUAAUAUCUGCAAGCAUGGCAUCUGUCGCUCUAUUGAAAAAACAAGUGUUGUGUGCGAGUGCCACCCAGGUUGGACAGGCUCCCUUUGUGACCAUGAAGUUAAAGAUCCCUGCCUCAAUAACAAGUGCCUCCAUGGGAAAUGCACAGCCACCAGUUCUGGUUACUCGUGUAAGUGCAUAGAAGGUUUUAUGGGCAUGUACUGCGACAGGAAGAAUAAUUCCUCCAGCCCCUGCAGACUUCUGAAAUGCAGCCAUGGGCAGUGUAAGAUCUCAGCACAUGGGGAGCCCUACUGUGAGUGUGAUGUGAAUUACAGUGGCGAACGCUGUGAUAGAGAGAAUCAGUGCCAAGGAGAGAUUGUUCGUGAAUUGAUUAGGAAGCAACAAAAUUCCAUCUCUUGUGUGUCUACUGUCAAGGUACAGCACAUGGAAUGUCACGGCAGCUGUGGAAAUGAUCAAUGCUGUGUUCCCAUCCGGAGCAAAAGGCGGAAAUAUAUCUUCCAGUGUGUGGAUGGCUCCUCCUUCACAGAAGAGCUGGAGAGGCAUGUGGAAUGUGGCUGUGGGAAGUGUUUAUAAACAGCUGUUCAGCCUCUUUGCCCCUUGUAUCGACUCAGAUGUGCUAUCAAAAG
Molecule: messenger RNA, 5138 nt
Organism: Gekko japonicus
Lineage: Eukaryota; Metazoa; Chordata; Lepidosauria; Squamata; Gekkonidae
Product: slit homolog 3 protein-like
Exons: 29
Coding region: 1-5085 (1694 amino acids)
Biological process (GO): axon guidance; negative chemotaxis
Molecular function (GO): calcium ion binding; Roundabout binding; heparin binding
Source: RefSeq, a predicted model, not a curated record